CGAGAGGACCUCGGCUCUUCCCAUUCGCACUCCUCUGGCGCAGGAGAGGAUGAUACGGCGGCUGUCGAGGGUGGCGAGCUGCCCCCGGUACGAAGCGCUGAGGAAGCUGGGGAAGGGGAGGCGGCGCGGGGUGUCGCAGGGGCACGUCCCGGUGUACGUGGGGGAGGAGAUGGAGCGGUUCGAGGUCCGGGCCGAGCUCCUCAGCCGGCCGGUCUUCGUCGAGCUGCUGCGCCUGGCCGCCGAGGAGUACGGCUACCACCAGCGCGGCGCCCUCCGCAUCCCCUGCCCCGUCCCGCUCUUCCGCCGCCUCCUCCUCCUCGCCGCUUCUUCCGACGGCGCGGCCGAGCGGGAGGAGGCCGAGAUCCUCCUCCGCUCCUUCGACGUGCUGUUCCUGUCCUCCGUCGACGGUCCGAGUUGACCCGGCGAUUCGACUCGCCUUUCGUUUAUGUUCAAAGUACAAGGGCAGAUAUGGAAUUUUGUGUUUCUAUAUAAUUAGUAGAGCCUUUCUGCUCUUCACAUGUAGCCAAUAUUUUGUUGUAUGAUUAUAUUAAAGAAAAAUAAAUAUUAUCAUUUAUGAGUA
Messenger RNA from Musa acuminata AAA Group (dessert banana), 580 nucleotides. Its product is annotated as auxin-responsive protein SAUR71-like. The coding region runs from base 50 to 418 and encodes 122 amino acids. Lineage: Eukaryota; Viridiplantae; Streptophyta; Magnoliopsida; Zingiberales; Musaceae. Gene Ontology annotation, biological process: response to auxin. The record is from RefSeq and is a predicted model, not a curated record. The transcript has a single exon.